Coffea eugenioides is the source of this 930-nucleotide messenger RNA. RefSeq names its product mitochondrial import inner membrane translocase subunit TIM14-1-like. The transcript is spliced from 3 exons. Gene Ontology annotation, molecular function: ATPase activator activity. Bases 215 to 553 code for a protein of 112 amino acids. Gene Ontology annotation, biological process: protein import into mitochondrial matrix. Gene Ontology annotation, cellular component: PAM complex, Tim23 associated import motor. Lineage: Eukaryota; Viridiplantae; Streptophyta; Magnoliopsida; Gentianales; Rubiaceae. The record is from RefSeq and is a predicted model, not a curated record.
UUAUGGAAAAUUCGUUUCCAAACAAGGUUGCAGCGCUUGAUAAUCAAACGAACCACAACUCAAGUCAAAAGCCUGUCUUUGGUGGUGAUCUUCCAGAACGCACUCAAGAAACUUGACCCAGCAAGUCCAGAAUUCAGAAGCUUCAUUCCAAGACAAACCUCGGCCUUGCACCAUUUGAUGCAAUCCCCAACCCAGUUCUCCAUUGCUUCCAAAUAUGGCUACCCCAUUUCUGGCUGGACUUGCAGUGGCUGCGACAGCUCUAGCCGGUAGAUAUGGAAUUCAGGCUUGGCAAGCGUUUAAGGCACGUUCGCCAAAAUCUACAACCCGAAAGUUUUAUGAAGGUGGCUUUCAACCUAAAAUGACCAGAAGGGAAGCAGCUCUCAUCCUGGGCAUUAGAGAAAAUGUAACUGCAGACAAAGUUAAGGAAGCGCAUCGAAAGGUUAUGGUAGCAAACCAUCCUGAUGCCGGUGGUAGCCACUAUCUUGCUUCUAAAAUCAAUGAAGCGAAAGACGUCAUGCUUGGGAAAAAAAGAGACGGUGGAUCCCCAUUUUGACACAGUUGAUGAUUCUUGAUGAGCAUUGGCAAUGUUGAUUCCUCAGAGCUUUAAUGUCUUAAUGUUUUUUUAAAUGCAUAUGGCAAGAAAGGCAGAUCUUAUGCGGGAAUCAACACCAGCAAUACGUUGCAUCCCUUGUCUCAGACAUCGAAGGUUUCAAGUUUUGACCUACUUGCACUACCCCUAUGGCUGGUGAAAGCUCUAGAAAGUAGAAACUGUAACAGACACAUGUCUAUAGUUCCCUUUCAUUUGAUUAUAGGUACAAUAAAUUGUGAUGGAGUUAAAAUGACCCAAGCUUGAGGGUUUUAGAUUUAACAUGUGACACCAUUUUUGUCGACUGUGACAUGAAUUUGAUCUGGAUCAUUUGUUGGGAUUCA